Messenger RNA from Trichomonas vaginalis G3, 642 nucleotides. Its product is annotated as transposition. NCBI's taxonomy places the organism in Eukaryota, Parabasalia, Trichomonadida, Trichomonadidae. The annotation marks the transcript as partial. The transcript has a single exon. Gene Ontology annotation, biological process: DNA integration. The record is from RefSeq and is a predicted model, not a curated record. Gene Ontology annotation, molecular function: nucleic acid binding.
AUGGAAAGACAAGAAGUGGAUCUGCCAAAUGAAAAUCAGAUUUAUAUUACGGCAUAUCUUGAAUAUUCUAUUGGCAAAAAGACAGCAGACCAAGUUGCAAAAGAUUUGCACAUAGGUAGAAAAAAAUUAUUAUUAAAAUGGCAAGAACUUGGUUUAAAUCCAAAAAAGCUCGGAAGACCAGAAACUCCUCUUAGAACAGAUUUGUUACCAACCAUUCACGAAAUAAAAGCUAAGUACAAUCUAGGUUAUAAAAAAGUUUUAGAGAGUUACAUACAUGAUGACACAGUUUCAUUUCACGAUAUGCUUAAAUUAUACGAAAAAGAGAAUCUUUUCAAAUUUCGGCGAGAUCCAGAAAAAAUUGAUGAACAUCCAAAUCAGUAUGUUUCCCAAUACGUAAAUCAGCAAUGGCAUACUGAUUUAAAAAGCUUCAAAGAAGAGACAAAUGGUACCAAGCAUACUUAUCAUUUAAUUGCCUUUAUCGAUGACAGAUCUCGUUUUUGUAUUUAUUACGAAAUUCUUCCCGAUAAAACAAUGAAAUCAACUUCAAAAGCUUUACAAAAUGCUAUCGACUCUAUCAAAAUUAUUCCAUACGAACUUUUGACAGAUAAUGGAUGCGAAUUUACAGGAAAGGACUUCAAAAAC